Messenger RNA from Alternaria ventricosa, 987 nucleotides. RefSeq lists its product as uncharacterized. The record is from RefSeq and is a predicted model, not a curated record. The transcript is spliced from 2 exons. Gene Ontology annotation, molecular function: fructose-2,6-bisphosphate 2-phosphatase activity. Bases 1 to 987 code for a protein of 328 amino acids. Gene Ontology annotation, biological process: positive regulation of DNA repair; negative regulation of glycolytic process; regulation of pentose-phosphate shunt. Gene Ontology annotation, cellular component: cytosol. Lineage: Eukaryota; Fungi; Ascomycota; Dothideomycetes; Pleosporales; Pleosporaceae.
AUGAGGCUGUUUCUGAUCCGGCAUGGGGAGACAGUUGACAAUGUCGCCCAACUCUAUGCCGGUAGCAGAGAUUCAGCGCUCACCAACCACGGCUACCAACAGGCCACCCGCCUUGGUCAGCAUUUCAAGUCCCAGGGUCUGACGUUCACCCACAUCUUCUCGUCGCACCUCCAGCGGGCUGUGAAAACAGCUGGCAAGAUUCGAGAGGCUCAAUUGACGCCCGCAAGCGACGAUAACACUGCGAAAGCGGUCCCGGAUGUCGUGCAGCUACGGGCGUUGAUGGAGCAGGACUUCGGAUCGAAGGAAGGGAAGAAGUUCCACGAUCGACUGGACAACAAGGAUACACCAGGCUUUGUGGAAGUGGAGUCGAAAGAGAUCAUGGCGCACAGAGCCGACUCAUUCCUUGAUGAGCAUCUCUUGCCGCUCCUCGGCGAAGCUUCGAAAGACGCUGAUGCCGUGGUUGCGAUCGUCUCGCACGGCAUCUUCCUCUCCACUUUUUGGAAGCGCCUGCUUCUGCGCCUUCCGCACAAAAGUGUUGCGCUCUCUCCAGAGCUCCAAGCGACGGCGCGACCUUCGCUUGAGCAUCUCGGUGGCUGGUCUAACACUGGCUACCUCGAGCUGCACAUGACGAAGGCAGAGCCUGAUGACCAUAGCACCUCUGCCGAUGUGCAUGUGGUGCCUACCCCAGAACCUUCUUCGUCACCCGCUGAGAUGCCGGCCACGGAUCAAGGUCUGGGCGAGGUCAUAGUACCACAAGCGGCAACCGAACAUGGCCCUGCAUGCCAGCAGGAGUCAGAAGCACCCACCCGGGUACCUGGUCAAUCUUCACCGCGACUCGCUGAAGGGUGGUGCGCAACCAUCCUUGCGAUCAAUGGUAAGGACCAUCUCCGCAGCCUUAAACGCACUGGCGGUGGUGUCGGAAGCUCUCGUCAUGAUGCAUCGCAGAGAAGCAUCGAGACUUUCUUCAAGCGUCGCAAAGUGGAAUGA